UGCCAUCCGGCAGCAGUGCGUAAAAUUGUUCCGCCGCAGGGGGCCUAUAAAGGGUAAAAGUCCGAGCGCCACAUAGAUUAGUCGGGAAACACAGCUCCAGCUUCGCGCAAAAUGUCGAACCAGUUCAGCCACAGUUGCAGCCUCUUCUGGCUAUCGAUGGCCACCCUGCUGGCGCUGACGACGGCCCAGUACUACACACAGUACAAUCCGUACUACACGCCCAGUCCGACGUUCUCCAGCCUGAACCAGUACUACUACCAGACCACGCCGUAUCCCUACUACUACAGCACGUACACGACGCCGAGUCCCUAUGCCAACACCAAGAUACGCAUCUGGCCGUAUGUGAUCGGCCAGUAUCUGUAUCCGGUGUACAACAACAACAACUACAACAAUCCCUAUGCCUCGCUGAGCAAUUCCAACUGGCAGAACUACUACGCGAGCGUCUAUCAGGCGAACUGGGGCCGAAAGUAGGGCGGGGGAUUAUACUAUUAAUGUUUAUUUUUUUUGUUGUUCAGUUAAUAAAAGA
Drosophila pseudoobscura is the source of this 526-nucleotide messenger RNA. RefSeq lists its product as uncharacterized. NCBI's taxonomy places the organism in Eukaryota, Metazoa, Arthropoda, Insecta, Diptera, Drosophilidae. The transcript is spliced from 2 exons. The record is from RefSeq and is a predicted model, not a curated record. The coding region runs from base 112 to 471 and encodes 119 amino acids.